AAGAUUCUUCGAUUGAUUCAGGCAAAAGAUUGAGUGUCAAACUAGCUAUGAGUCAAUCUCUUAAUAAAUGGCCAACUUUUUCUGCGCAACCAAUCGCCACAUCAAUAAUCCCAUCUCCAAAGUUCUUCAUGUGCUCCGCGCUUCCCUUUAGCACCAAGGAGGUAGAAAUUUUGAGAAAGACCUUAACCAACAUUAGUCCUCAAGGUCCAAAGAGAAAUGAUCUCGUAGCUCAAGCUCCACCAAAGGAAAAUUUCGAUGAAAUUUUCAAGUCCAUGGAAGGUUGGGCUAGGGACAACAUUUUACCAUUGUUGAAACCAGCCAAAGAAUGUUGGCAGCCUCAAGAUUUCCUUCCAGACGCUUCAUCAGAUGGCUUCCAUGACCAACUCAGACAACUUCAAGAAAGAACUAAGGAAAUACCCGACGAAUACUUUGUGGUCCUUGUUGGGAAUAUGAUCACUGAAGAAGCACUUCCGAGCUACCAUUCGCGUAUAAACGGAACGGAGAUCUUCCACGACAAGACCGGGGUUGAUGACACUCCUUGGGCUAUUUGGGCAAGAGGCUGGAGUGCUGAAGAAAACAGGCAUGGUGAUCUCCUUAACAGGUAUCUUUAUCUCUCUGGCCGAGUUGAUAUGAAGCAAGUUGAGACUACUAUUCAAUAUCUUAUUGCUGCUGGAAUGGAUGUGGGCAUUGCAAAUAAUCCAUACCUAUGGACCAUUUACACAUCCUUCCAAGAAAGGCAAACGGCUAUAAUUCAUGGGAACACAGCUAGGCUGGCCAAGCAGCAUGGGGAUGUAAAUCUUGCCCAAAUAUGUGGGACUAUUGCUGCCGACGAGAAGCGCCAUGAACGUGCUUAUACCAAAAUGGCUGGGAAGCUUUUUGAGCUAGAUCCGAAUGGGAUGCUCAUAGCCUUAGCAUACAUGAUGAGGAGGAGAAUCGAGAUGCCUUCUCAUUUAAUGUAUGAUGGGUUUGAUGAUCAUCUUUACAAGCAUUUAACCCAAGUUGUGACACGUAUAGGGGUGUAUAAUUUGUCCGAACACAAAGCCAUGUUGAAGCAUUUGAUGAGUAAAUGGAAAGUUGAGAAGCUCACUGGGCUUUCCAGUGAAGGGCGAGAAGCUCAAGAUUAUGUUUGUGGGUUAGUUCAGAGGAUUACAAGGCUGGAAGAAAUAGCUCCGACUAAGGCUACCAAAGAAGCUCCCACGGUCUCUUUCAGUUGGAUUUUCAAUAGAAAGGCUUAGCUCAUGGAUUUUGCGAUAUAUAUAUAUAUAUAUAUAUAUAAUAAGCCUCUUGCAUACAAUUGAUCUCCUUAUGGCUUAA
Messenger RNA from Ziziphus jujuba (common jujube), 1314 nucleotides. RefSeq names its product stearoyl-[acyl-carrier-protein] 9-desaturase, chloroplastic. Gene Ontology annotation, molecular function: stearoyl-[ACP] desaturase activity; stearoyl-CoA 9-desaturase activity. Lineage: Eukaryota; Viridiplantae; Streptophyta; Magnoliopsida; Rosales; Rhamnaceae. Gene Ontology annotation, biological process: fatty acid metabolic process; defense response. Gene Ontology annotation, cellular component: chloroplast stroma. Bases 48 to 1235 code for a protein of 395 amino acids. The transcript is spliced from 3 exons. The record is from RefSeq and is a predicted model, not a curated record.